AUGUUAUCCCGCCGCCUCCCCCGCCAUUUCCCCUCCUCCUUGAGACAAUUCUCCGCAUCCGCCAUCCUACCAAACGUUCACAAAGUUCCUUGUAUCGGUGAUGUAAUACACAGUGAUUCGUCAACAACCGAUUUCAAAACCAGGGUGUCCACUUUUCACAAACAACUGUCCGAUGCCAAAAAUGCAAAGCCCAAAGUCUCUUCCCCCGAAAAUGCUGAGAGGACGGGAAUUGUGAAGAGCAUACUAUACGGCUCGAAGGAGGGACAGAAAGAGGAGGCCGAGAUGGAGCAGAGCUACUCGAAAGUCAUGGCAAGGGGGAAGUACGUGCACGCCAUUGAGUUCCAUCACGUGAAACCGGACAAGGUCGAGGACUAUGUGAAGCUCGUUGGGGAGGUAUACCCAGCAAUCGCGACCGAUGCAGGGAAUAACUGUCAUCUUGUUGGGAGCUGGAAGACGGAAGUUGGGGAAUGUGACACUUUUGUUCAUAUCUGGGAGUACCAAGGAUAUGCUGGGUACCACAAAACGUUCUCAAGACUCGCUACCACUCCCACAUUCGCAAAAUUCCAGUCCUCGCUCGCAAAGAUCAUUCGCUCCCGCCGUACAGAUCUCAUGCAGGAGUUCUCCUUUUGGCCUACUUGCCCGCCACGUUCCCUUGGGGGAAUAUUCGAGCUUCGGACAUACACCGUUCUCCCCGGCCAUCUGUUAGAAUGGGAAACACACUGGCGCCGUGGUCUUCGGGCUCGUAAAAACGUCAUGGAAGGUGUUGGGGCCUGGUUCUGUCAGAUAGGAUCUUUGAAUACGGUCCAUCAUUUGUGGCAGUUUGCCGAUCUGCGGGAGAGACAAGUUGCUCGAGAGCAGAGUUGGGGCGAAAAAGGAUGGAGCGACACGGUGCACAAGACUGUACCUCUCAUCAAAAAAAUGGAAAGCCGAAUCUUGGUGCCUAUGGGCUGGAGCCCUCUUAGUUAG
Molecule: messenger RNA, 966 nt
Organism: Tuber melanosporum (Perigord truffle)
Lineage: Eukaryota; Fungi; Ascomycota; Pezizomycetes; Pezizales; Tuberaceae
Exons: 3
Coding region: 1-966 (321 amino acids)
Cellular component (GO): mitochondrion
Source: RefSeq, a predicted model, not a curated record